Exophiala dermatitidis NIH/UT8656 is the source of this 2250-nucleotide messenger RNA. RefSeq names its product DNA polymerase IV. The coding region runs from base 1 to 2250 and encodes 749 amino acids. Gene Ontology annotation, biological process: double-strand break repair via nonhomologous end joining. Lineage: Eukaryota; Fungi; Ascomycota; Eurotiomycetes; Chaetothyriales; Herpotrichiellaceae. The record is from RefSeq and is a predicted model, not a curated record. Gene Ontology annotation, molecular function: DNA binding; DNA-directed DNA polymerase activity. Gene Ontology annotation, cellular component: nucleus. The transcript has a single exon.
AUGGCGCCCACCCAUUCCACUUCAAGUUCUUUGAGUCUCAAGUCUUUACCACCAAUAUUCAUUCUUCCCACCCAUCUGAAGCCAGAAGAACUCCAUGAGGUAGAGGAUCAGAUCUUCAGUCUAGGCGGCGCAUUGACAUAUGACCCCAAAGAAGCAAGAGUGUUUCUGGGUCGUAUCACUCAGAAGAAGCGCGCUGCAUUUGACUUGCGGGCCAAGGGAGUUUGGACCCAGGAGGCGACUCUGCCUGAAGUCAGCACCGGUACCAAUGGUGGCGUUCACGAUGAGGAUGCGGGACCAGCACGUAAGAAGCGCCGAGUCGAGCCUGACGUACGCGAUAACAGAACCGGGACGAGACAUAGGCCGAGGAGUGUGAGGUCAAGCUCAAGCUCGACGUCGACGGCCUCGACUGUGUCCACGCACUCAGCGCCCCCUGGACCCGAGUCCAAAUCCAUGUUUCCCGACCUCACCGACCACAUUCUCAUUCUGAAACUCGACUGGCUCGAGGCAUGUAUUACAGAGCAGCGAUUGGUUGCCUGCGAACCAUACAUCGUCUACACUGCCAAAGUGGUCCCUAAACCUUCUAGAGAAACCACUCCCAAGCCGCUACACGAUCCAGUGACAUACGUCAAAGCCACAGCCGCUCCAGCUUCUCCAGGGACAUCGAUCCUCGAACGCGCAAAGGCGGAAGCCUCAAAUCUUCCAUCGUCAGGCAGCUCAUACUCAUCUCGGCGGCGAUACGGAGACCACGGCAACAUGGCUCGAGACUCUACAUCUCCCACGGUCCGCAAGACGCCUAAACUCCACCGGACCACAACUUCAGAAUUCGAAGAACUAGCCGCUCAUCCCCUACCCCCUCUACCAGACUGGGCUACAGGAAAAUACGCAGCAUAUUCAUGCUGCCGCUCAACACCGAUGAACCCUCCCAACAGUGCAUUCAUCGCGCAACUAACCAAGAUCCGGGACGCACGGAUCCUAAUCCUCGACGACAUCGGGGUCCGCGCAUACUCCUCAUCAAUCGCCAGCAUCGCCGCAUACCCAUACCUUAUCAGACACGCGGAAGAAAUCAACCGGUUGCCCGGAUGCAACGAGAAGAUCGCCAUGCUCUGGAACGAAUGGUACCAUUCCGGCCCCGAGGACUCCGAGCGAUCAAUCCAGACAGUGACGGACCUAGAAAACGACAUCGACCUGCAACAUCUCCGCCUGUUCUGGAACAUCUGGGGCGUGGGACCCGAAACAGCGCGCAAAUUCUACUUCGAGCACGGAUGGCAAGACUUAAACGACGUAGUUGAGUUCGGGUGGUCGACGCUCAAUCGCGUCCAGCAGAUCGGAGUCAAAUACUACGAUGAGUUCCAGGAGAAGAUCCCGCGCGCCGAAGUCGAGCAGAUCGGCGAGGUUAUUCAUCGUCAUGCCCGCGGUGUGCUGGAUAUAAAAUCCAGCCAGUAUGGCACGCCCGAGGAUGUCGAGUGUAUUAUUGUCGGUGGAUAUCGGAGAGGAAAGACCGCUUCAGGGGAUGUCGAUGUGGUCCUCAGUCAUCGUGAUGAAUCUAAAACUCAGGAUUUGGUGGGGUAUGUCGUGCGCAGUUUGGAGAUCGAGGGUUGGAUCACGCAUACCUUGACCCUGCAUACUACUACUUCUGAUCGGGCGCAGGCGACUGUGCCGUUUCGUGCGGAACGGCAGGGGCGUGGUGGGUUUGAUAGUCUUGAUAAGGCGCUUUGUGUGUGGCAGGAUCCACAUUUUGAAGGAGCGGACGAGGGAGGGGGAGGAGAGGGAGAGGAAGAUGACGAGGAGAAACCGAAAGUGAAGAAUCCAAAUAUUCAUCGGAGAGUCGAUAUCAUUAUUUCCGCUUGGCGCACCGUCGGCUGUGCCGUGCUUGGAUGGAGUGGUGGGAAUACUUUCCAGCGCGACAUGCGGAGGUUUGUCGCGAAUACCCGUGGCUGGAAGUUUGAUAGUUCUGGUGUUCGGGACAGGGCUACGGGGAUGGUUUUGGAUUUGGAAAGUCCGAGAAGGAGGAAAAGGUCAGGAGGUGGUGAUGGUGGUGGUGGUGAUGAUAAUGAAAAGAACAACUCAAUCAAGAAUGAGCCUGAUCCUGUUACAAAAACUGGCCGACAGCAUGUUGAUGGCGAUGCCGGUGAUGAUGACGAUGGUGACUAUGAAUGGGACGACGCGGAUACAUGGCACGAUCGUGAACGGAGGCUCAUGGAUGGUCUGGGGAUCGGAUACCGACCUCCGGAAGAGAGGUGUACGGGUUGA